Molecule: messenger RNA, 2643 nt
Organism: Echinops telfairi (small Madagascar hedgehog)
Lineage: Eukaryota; Metazoa; Chordata; Mammalia; Afrosoricida; Tenrecidae
Gene: SPSB1
Product: splA/ryanodine receptor domain and SOCS box containing 1
Exons: 2
Coding region: 115-936 (273 amino acids)
Biological process (GO): proteasome-mediated ubiquitin-dependent protein catabolic process
Cellular component (GO): SCF ubiquitin ligase complex
Molecular function (GO): protein binding
Source: RefSeq, a predicted model, not a curated record
GCAACCUUCCGGGGGGGAACCGGGCCCCAGCCUGAUCGGCAAGCUGGACGGCAGACCCUGGGAUUGAUGUGCUGGCCCGGGCCGCCUGCGGGAAGGUGAAAGCGAGAGGCAAGCAUGGGUCAGAAGGUCACCGGGGGCAUCAAAACAGUGGACAUGCGGGACCCCACCUACCGGCCGCUGAAGCAGGAGCUGCAGGGCCUGGACUACUGCCAGCCCACCCGCCUGGAGCUGCUGCUGGACAUGCCCCCGGCACCCUACGACGUGCAGCUGCGGCACUCCUGGAACAACGACGACCGCUCGCUCAACGUCUUCGUCAAGGAGGACGACAAGCUCCUCUUCCACCGCCACCCCGUGGCCCAGAGCACGGACGCCAUCCGGGGCAAGGUGGGCUACACGCGGGGGCUGCACGUGUGGCAGAUCACGUGGGCCAUGCGGCAGCGGGGCACGCACGCUGUGGUGGGCGUGGCCACGGCCGACGCCCCGCUGCACUCCGUCGGGUACACGACGCUCGUGGGGAACAACCACGAGUCCUGGGGCUGGGACUUGGGGCGCAACCGGCUCUACCACGACGGCAAGAACCAGCCGAGCAAGACGUACCCUGCCUUCCUGGAGGCCGACGAGACCUUCAUCGUGCCUGACUCCUUCCUGGUGGCCCUGGACAUGGACGACGGGACUCUGAGCUUCAUUGUGGAUGGACAGUACAUGGGCGUGGCCUUCCGGGGACUCAAGGGCAAAAAACUCUAUCCCGUAGUGAGUGCCGUCUGGGGCCACUGUGAGAUCCGCAUGCGCUACUUGAACGGGCUGGAUCCCGAGCCCCUGCCGCUCAUGGAUCUCUGCCGCCGCUCGGUGCGCCUGGCCCUGGGGAAGCACCGCCUCGGGGAGAUCCACGCACUGCCGCUGCCCGCCGCGCUCAGGGCCUACCUCCUGUACCAGUGAUGUGCCCGCAGCCUCCCCUCCACAGACACCUGGUGCCACCUCACUAGGCUGCCCGCCACUCUGGGUCCUGGAAUCGGUGUCCACGGUCACUGGCAGAGGACUGGCUCCUCCCAUCCGACCCUUCCCGUCUCCCUCUGCCAGACAGACAGAUCCCGGCAGUCUCCUUGGCCCCCUUCUGGAUGGUGGCCCCAGGCAGCCACCCUGCAUGCCAUAUGCCCCUCCCCCUGAAAAACAAACAAGACCGAAUAAACUUAUACAGUCCUACAUUGGGCUCUAAUCUGCACUCUGGGUGAGUUGGGGUGGCCUUCCCCCAACACCUGGGAGAAAGCUGCAGCCAUUUGGGGGUGCUGGGGCGACGGGGCCAGUGGGGGGAGCCCAGGCAGAGCCCCGGAGAGCUGAAGAGGUGCUUCAGAAUAGGCUAGCAGUGCCCAGUCCGGCCAAGGCUGGUGAAGCUCAGGAUGGCAUAAAUCCACCAUGACCCAUGCCGAGGCAGGAACCCGAAUUGGACCUCAUGCAGGCAACUAAGCGCCCAGCCCUGUAUUUAUUCUUUACCAGUAACAACAGCCAUUUAUUUCUUCCACUGAGAAAGGAAGCCUGUCUCAGUCCCUUCUGGAGUAUUCGGUUGCCUCUGCCACCUUCCCCCUCCCUGGGGUGCGUAUGCCUCACCUGUCCUCCCAGGGCUGCAUCUGGGCCAAGCGUGCAGAUGGGUGCAAAGUGUAUUCACCUGGGUUCUCAAACCUGCAGUUUCCGGGAGGCUCAGCCCUGGGCUCCCAAGGGUGCCCCACAGGGAACACCGGCCCCGAGUGCAAUAUGAGUGUCUUAGGGAACCUGUAGGGCUCAGACCUCUUCGCCCAGGGCUGUACUUCUCACCCCUCCUGUGAGAGCUUGGGUUUGGGUUGUGCUGGUCUCGCUGGAAUUCCCCAGGUGCAUUCUCAGGGCCUCUCGCCUCCCCAGAGCGACACCAAGGAGGGACAGUAGCUCUCUGUGAACAAGAGUCUGGGAUAUAACAAAUGUGACCUGGAGCAGAGUCGAGCCAUGCAUCCUGUCCCACCUUCACAGCCCCACUUGGAGCCUCUGCGGGAAAGGGAAAGGGGGCAGGGUCAGCCAUACCCUCCUCCCCCAGUGUAGCAGGCCACCUCCCUGUGCCCAUUUCUCCCCUCCUGGGCUCUGGCUUCCGUUCACCUCUGUCCAGGUACAAUAGAUGACUUUACUUGUUUCCAAGGUUUAAUGCACACACACACGUGUAUAUGUCUGUAAGAGUUCUUGAUCAACAGCUGCUGUAGCAUACCUUUUAUAAAGAAGAAAAAGCUCUUCCCGUGGAGUAUAUUUUUUAAAAGCACAGAAUUGGUGCCAAGACGGGGUGAGAGAUGUAAACCAGCCCCUUAUUAUUUUGAGGUCACCCUCCAUCCUCCUCUUUCCCUCCAUGAGGCGGGAGACCUUACCUGUCGGACUUGUAAAGAUUGUCCUGUCCUGACCCAGGCUGCCCGCCAGGGAUUUAACUAGUACACGGCCCAGCUAUGGCCCUGACCCAGGCCUCUCCUGGCAGCGGGGAAUGAUGGUUCUUAGUCACCUCCCUGAGCCGACCGCUCCCCAGCCCCCUCCCCUUUCCUGUCAACCCCAAGCCUUGUGGCUUACACAGUUUUUAAACUAUUUUAUGACCAUGAUAAUACUCGGUAACCUAAUAAAAGAACAUUGAUGAAAACAAAA